Messenger RNA from Dromiciops gliroides (monito del monte), 2844 nucleotides. RefSeq names its product vomeronasal type-2 receptor 26-like. Gene Ontology annotation, biological process: G protein-coupled receptor signaling pathway. The transcript has 8 exons. Gene Ontology annotation, molecular function: G protein-coupled receptor activity. Lineage: Eukaryota; Metazoa; Chordata; Mammalia; Microbiotheria; Microbiotheriidae. Gene Ontology annotation, cellular component: membrane. Bases 1 to 2844 code for a protein of 947 amino acids. The record is from RefSeq and is a predicted model, not a curated record.
AUGGCCAUUGUAACAAAUGGUUCUCAUGCACCCAUUGCACCAGAAAACAUCUUCACAUGCUUGGGAAGCUCAGCUGGAGAUGCCCCAGGCAGUCUGGUCUCCAGAGUUCUUCAGCAACCAAGACUUCACUUUGGAGACUGGAAUGACAAUAAAGGGUUACAUCUUUGGCUAAUUUUCAGGGAGAUGCUUCCCCAUAUUCAGAAAAGCAUUUCUCAGUUUCUUUCUUCCCUUCUCAUAUCUCUGCUGCUGCAGCUUCCAGGUUCUGGGCACAGGACAGAGAAGUUCCCCUGCUUUCCAAAGAUUAACCCCAUAGUUUCCCAAGAUGGGGACCUGCUGAUUGGCAUCUUUUUAUCCUUGUUCUCAGUUGAAGUAAACAGUGAAACAGGAGGAGAACUGUUUGAAAGUCCUCCUAACAAAGCUUGUAAGCCUUAUCAGUGGCUGCACAAAAAUUACCAACAAACACUAGCCCUAGUAUUUGCUAUAGAGGAGAUAAACAGGGAUCCCAGUCUGUUGCCCAACAUUUCCCUGGGAUUCCACCUCUACAACACAUACCACAGUGAUGAGAGAACCUUGGAGAGCUCCCUGCAGUGGCUGUCUGGGCUGGGCCAGUUCAUUCCCAACUUCAGAUGUAAGGAACAGGACAAGUCUAUGGCUGUUAUUGGAGGAGCCACAUCAGCUCUCUCUUUCCAGAUGGGGACAUUGCUGGACCUCUACAAGUUUCCACAGGUCAGCUAUGGUCCAUUUGAUUCUGUUCUUAGUGACAAGGUCCAGUUUCCUUCACUCUAUCAGAUGGCCCCCAAAGACUCUUCUCUUCACCAAGGUGUUGUCCGGUUACUGGUGUAUUUUAAAUGGAACUGGAUAGGUCUGGUUGCCUCUGAUGAUAUAAGAGGGGAAGAAUUCCUCUGGGAAAUAAGGGGGGAAAUGGUAAAGAAUGGUGUUUGUGUGUCCUUCACAGAGAAGAUCCCUGUCAGUGAGAGAAGACAUAUGGAAUCUCAUGAGAUGUUUGUGCCCAGGAUCUUAACAUCAUCAGCCAAGGUGAUUGUCAUCCAUGGUGACACGGAUUCAUUAAUGAUUCUGAGAUACUCACAACUCCCUUUUCUCCCAAUAGCAAAGGUGUGGAUUGCCACAUCUCACUGGGACAUUACCAUGAGACCCUUUCAGCAUCAAGGUGAACAAUUCCAUGGCGCUCUCACAUUUUCAUACUCAACAAAUGAAAUUCCUGGGUUCAAGACUUUUCUUAAGACAGUUACACCUUCUAAAUACCCGGAUGACAUUUCACUUAGGGGAUUCUGGCUCUCAGCUUUUCUGUGCCCAGAUCAACCAGAAAACCCAGAGCAAGAGAUAUGUUCGCCAAAUGCUUCCUUAGAGACCUUGCCUCUGUGCUCUUUUGAUAUGGCUAUGUCUAGCUUUAGUUAUGCAAUCUAUAAUAGUAUCUAUGCUGUGGCUUGGGCUCUCCAUGAAAUGUUUAUGAGACAAAGAUCAAUGGGAGAUGAAAAACAUGCAAUGGCUCAUUCAUGGCAGCUGCACUCCUUCCUGAAGAGCACCCAAUUUAACAACAGCGCUGGUGACCAGGUGUUUGUGGACGAAAAUAGAAGAUCAGAGGCUCAAUAUGCCAUUAUGAACUAUGUGAUGUUUCCCAAUUGGUCUGAUGUUCUGCUGAAAGUAGGGCAUUUUGUCCCUCAGGCUCCAGUAGGUCAAGAUUUCACAGUCUGUGAGGAUGCCAUAGUGUGGACUAUGUCAGAUUCAAAGGUUCCCUCUGGGGUCUGCAGUGACAGUUGUACUCCUGGAUUCAGGAAGACCCCUUUGGAGGGGAAGGCUGCCUGCUGCUUUGACUGCUCCCCAUGCCCAGAAGGGGAAAUUUCUGGUCAGAUGAAUGCAGAGCAGUGUAUGAAGUGCCCAGAAGAUGAAUAUCCAAAUAAGUGGAGAGAUGGCUGCAUCCCCAAGGUUGUGAGUUUCCUAACCAUGGAAGAACCUCUGGGGAUGACUUUGGUCUCCGUGGCUGUUUCCUUCUCCUUACUGACAGCUCUAGUCCUGUGGGUCUUUGUGAAGUUCCAAGACACUCCCAUUGUUAAAGCCAAUAACCGGCCCCUUAGCUAUUCCCUCCUCAUCUCCCUUACCUGCUGUUUCCUCUGCUCCUUGCUCUUCAUAGGCCAUCCUACCACUGUCACCUGUCUCCUCCAACAAACAGUAUUUGCAGUUGUGUUCACAGUGGCAGUUUCCUCCAUUUUGGCCAAAACUAUCAUUGUGGUUCUGGCUUUCAGGGUCACAAGACCAGGGGAUAGGAUCUGGAAGCUGAUAUAUCCUCAUGUGUCCAACUAUGUUGUCCUCAUCUGCUCAGGGAUCCAAGUGAUGUUCUGUGCCAUCUGGCUGGGAACCUAUCCCCCCUUUCCAGAGGCAGACACACACUCAGAAUCUGGCCGCAUCGUCCUGAGGUGUAACGAGGGCUCUGUCUUUGCCUUUUACUGUGUCCUGGGCUACAUGGGCAUUCUGGCCCUGGCAAGCUUUACUGUAGCUUUCCUGGCCAGGAACCUGCCUGACUCCUUCAAUGAAGCCAAGUUCAUCACUUUCAGCAUGCUGGUGUUUUGCAGUGUCUGGGCCUCUUUUCUGCCCACAUACCAGAGCACCAAAGGGAAGGCCAUGGUGGUGGUGGAGGUCUUCUCCAUCUUGGCCUCCAGUGCUGGCCUGCUGGGCUGCAUUUUUGUUCCCAAAUGUUAUGUGAUCCUCCUGAAGCCUGACAGAAACACCCAGGAAGAGAUCAAGAAUAAAUGGGAUUCUAGAGGCAAGAUGUCUUCUAAAGCACAGCCUUACACUUCCCGCUCUGGGAACAGCAGGUCUGAAGAAUAG